AUGGAGACGCGCUUUCAGUACGACCUGCACGACAAGCAGCUACGCUUCCAUGUGCGACAGCGGGCCAUUACGGAGAACAAGCUGGAGAUGAAGGCGACCGGGCUGCUGGAUCCGGGCAACUGCAACGCUAGCUACCGGGCUGCCCUGAAGCAGUACGUGUCAACCUCCGGCGGGGAGUUCAAGGACUCUGGCAGCAAGCCGCUGAGGCUGGGGGCUGGUGUGGCGGUGGUGUCGCAGUUGGGAGGCGUGACCGCGAAGCCAGCAGCAACCCGCGGAUCAGCUGCUGCCGCAGCGGCUAAGGGGGGCGCUCCUGCCUACAUCCCCCUGCUCACUGUAUCGGCGGAUAAGAAGUUGGCUCUCCUGGAGGGUCCCGACACGGUGCUCACACUGCGGGCGGUUGCGGACUUUGACUUGACGGCCCGGCAGCUGUCGCUGUUCCUGCAAGCCCGAGAGAACAACUGGGCGGCCACGCUGCGGGAGGGCCGAGUCACCCUCACGUACGACCUAUGA
This is a messenger RNA of Volvox carteri f. nagariensis, 510 nucleotides long. RefSeq lists its product as uncharacterized. The coding region runs from base 1 to 510 and encodes 169 amino acids. NCBI's taxonomy places the organism in Eukaryota, Viridiplantae, Chlorophyta, Chlorophyceae, Chlamydomonadales, Volvocaceae. The transcript is spliced from 5 exons. The record is from RefSeq and is a predicted model, not a curated record.